Messenger RNA from Onychostoma macrolepis, 902 nucleotides. It is a transcript of the gene haus4, whose product is annotated as HAUS augmin-like complex, subunit 4. The transcript is spliced from 6 exons. Lineage: Eukaryota; Metazoa; Chordata; Actinopteri; Cypriniformes; Cyprinidae. The record is from RefSeq and is a predicted model, not a curated record. Gene Ontology annotation, biological process: spindle assembly; centrosome cycle. Bases 170 to 508 code for a protein of 112 amino acids. Gene Ontology annotation, cellular component: HAUS complex. Gene Ontology annotation, molecular function: microtubule minus-end binding.
GUCUGGCGGUAAAAAUAAAAAUGAGGAAGAGAGGAUGUCAAAAAAGUAACAGCACGACGGAACUUCAUUUUUUUUUUUUUUUGUAUUAUAUUUUAAAGUUCCACAUUAAUGACAAAUAAUUCUAUUUAAUUAUUGCUUUCUAACCUUAGUUGAGCGGUCACUAAAUUAAAUGGCCAUCAUCCGGGAGACACUUUACAUCAACAAGGAGCUGGUGGAGAUGAAGCAGAGGUUGUCAUCAGAGCUCCUGCAGCAUCUGAAGAAGAAGGCCGUCGGUAUCCUGACGUACUAUCAGCCGGAGCGGGAGAAUGAAAGCGAGGGUCUCAGGAGCGUGAAGCUUUCCAAACUUCCUGAACUGCUGGACGCUGAACAAAAGAGAGCCGAGAGCCUUACAGAGAAAAACCGAGAGAACGUCACGUUACUGCAGCGACAAACACACACGAACCUGUCUAGCCGAGAUGCUGGAAGUUCAGCUGGACACCUACACAAGAGACAAGAUAGCGGCUCAUAAGACAAUUACGGAGAAGCUGAGAGCGGAGCUGAAAUCCUCAGAGCUGGACAAACAGACGCUGGAGUCUAAGCUGACCUCCUUCCAGAUCUACGGCGAGGAGUUUGAGGCUCUCGCUGAGGAAUAUUCGAGACUGCGACGGGAAAUCAGCACCAAAUCCUGGGCGCUGAAGGAGUUCUCCACAUGAAUAACAGAAUCAGCUCAGCAUUGUGCUGUAAUGCUGGUCAAAGCUCUCAUCAGUUCUGUCCGGUCAUUCAUUCGAAUCCUGCUUCUGAAUUCAUUUGUUAUUCUUGAUCAUUUAAUAUUAUUUUACUAAUUAACCAGUCGAAAUCAACAAGUACAAGUGUAGUCAAAGUUGACUGUCAGCCGCUGUAUUAAUAAAAAAAGUCAAACUUGA